Gastrolobium bilobum is the source of this 1592-nucleotide messenger RNA. RefSeq lists its product as uncharacterized. The transcript is spliced from 2 exons. NCBI's taxonomy places the organism in Eukaryota, Viridiplantae, Streptophyta, Magnoliopsida, Fabales, Fabaceae. The record is from RefSeq and is a predicted model, not a curated record. Bases 1 to 924 code for a protein of 307 amino acids.
AUGCUUCCACUAAAGCUGGUUCGCUCUCUGGUCUUAGGUGAAACCAUCAACCACAACCCUCACAUGCUAACACAAAAUCAGCACAAUGUCCACACCCAUGAUGAUGAUGAUGAUGAUGAUGAUGAAGAAGAAGCCAAUGAAGCUCAUGCCACCUCACAACCCCACCAUCAAAGAAGAAGAAGGAGAAAAAGAAGAUCCAAAACCCCAUGUCUUGUAUUCCUCCCAAACAAAGAGAUAAUCAGAGACACAUAUAGGCUUGCAACCAUUGCAAGAGAUUUGGGCAUGGACUUGUACCCAACACCAUCACUUUCCCACAUCAUCUUCUCCAACCCAUCAUCCACACCAUCAUCAUCAUCCUCAACUUCACCCCCAUCCACUUGUUCCUUCUCUGCCUCCUCUGCUACAUGGUCUCUCUUAAACGACGCCGUUCCCAUUCCCUUCCCUUCCCUCGCCGCAGCACCACUUACCCACCUUCGCUUUUUCGUCAACCUCUCCCCACGCGCCUUCAAGCUCGUCCUUUUCAACUCCGAUGGCCACCGUGACGCCGCCGGAGCAUGCGGCGGCAACGGGAGCAACUGGGAUUGCUGCUCCGUGUCUCUGUACUCGCGGGUCGCCGGCCACCGGGUCGAUACGAUGGAGGGGUUUUGCCGGGUUCUCGCCGGUAAAGGUUGGACCUUUUUCAGAACAAGUAAAAACCCAUCGGCGGGUCAGGGCGGUGGCGGUGGCGGUGGCGGUGCCGUUUACCUCUUCAGAAAGGUGGAAGUGAACCGGGUUCGGAUGGGUCGGGUCAGCGGGGUUGGAGCACCCGAUGGGGCGUGUAGAGUUAGGGAGUUGAGGUUGCCACAUUUAGAUUUUGGAAAUGCUCCUUUGAGGAUUUUGCAGUAUAUUUUGUUGAUGACUGAUGACAUCUUCUGUCUUGCAUGAAUUGAUGAUGACAAGGGAUGGACAACAAAUAGGGCAUCUGCUUUGGUCUUGCAUUAUGUGGUGUUCAGGUUUAAAUGUUGAAGUGAUGUUAUCUGAAGCUGGGAAAGUGCUAAACUCUUUGUAUUGUUGGAGUGGGCAAAGUGAUUGUAACCCUUUAUCUCAUCAUAUCUUAAAUGGGGAAGAAAGUGGAGUUGAAAGAUUUCCAUGGAGAGGGAAAAAUGCUCAAGUCCUUAAUUGAUAAGUGUGACACCUCUCUUUUACUUUUUAAUUCUUUCAUUGAGAAGCAAAAACCUUUUACUCUGCCACAAUCAAAACCAACUAAAAAUGGAAGGUUGGUGCUGCCAAGGCCCUGGAUAUACAUGGAACAUGCAUGGUUGUGCAAACUGCAAAGUUGAAUUCUCAAGGCUGGUGGAAGGGAAGGAAGCCGAGGAAAUGAAGUUAAAGGAGUUUAGUGUUAAUCUGAAGAGCUAUUCCAUUCCCAUGACAGCAGUUUAUGGGAGGCUGCAUUUGGACCCUUGGUUUCAUGGUGAGGUUGAAAGAAGUGUUGUUGUCAACAAAUUAGGAUUAUUCUGUGUCCUCUAGCUUCUAGGCUAAUAACUGAUGGGGCGUAUAGGAUCUCCUCAUCCACAUCCAUGCAGAAGUGGAAGAUGAUGUUGGUGCCACGUUCU